This is a messenger RNA of Humulus lupulus (European hop), 5120 nucleotides long. RefSeq lists its product as uncharacterized. The transcript is spliced from 7 exons. Lineage: Eukaryota; Viridiplantae; Streptophyta; Magnoliopsida; Rosales; Cannabaceae. The record is from RefSeq and is a predicted model, not a curated record. The coding region runs from base 354 to 4619 and encodes 1421 amino acids.
CGAGGAGAUUUGAGUGCAACAAUAGAGGGUGUAACAUCUAUGUUACUCAUCAUUUUAGCAGAGCAAUAGAUACGGUGCUGGUACGAGGCCGCCAGCGCAAAUCCACUAACCCCUCUUUCUUGUACCACUUGAGAGUGGAGACCACCGCGGAAUACAGAACAAGCAAGUAUAAGGCCACGGUCGCUAUCCUGUUACAAACACAUCCACCCCUCCCAUUUCUCAGUGUCACCCCUAAACUCGUUGUAUACGUUUAGGGUUUGGAACACUGUACAUUUUGGCACGAUCAUAGAAAUUUAAGGUUGAUGGCUUUGAUGCAGUAAUAUGUGAAGUUGAAGCUUCAAUUAGAAGGCAACAUGGGAUUUGACAACGAGUGUGUAUUGAACAUUCAAUCUCUUGCUGGAGAGUACUUUUGUCCCGUUUGUCGUCUGCUUGUAUAUCCAAAUGAAGCGUUGCAAUCGCAAUGUACCCAUCUAUAUUGCAAGCCUUGUUUAACUUAUGUUGUGAAAACUACUCACGCUUGUCCCUAUGACGGCUACUUGGUCACAGAAGCAGAUUCCAAGCCACUUACUGAAUCAAAUAAACCUCUUGCUGAAACCAUAGGAAAAAUAUCAGUCCAUUGCCUAUAUCACAGGAGCGGUUGCACAUGGCAGGGAUCUUUAUCUGAUUGUACAUCCCAUUGUUCUGAAUGUGCCUUUGGAAAUUCUCCUGUUGUAUGUAAUAGGUGUGGAAUUCAGAUUGUGCAUCGUCAAGUACAGGAGCAUGCACAAAGCUGCCCGGGCGUGCAGCCUCAGGCACAGCAGGUUGAGGGUGCUGCAGAAACUUUAGCCACCGGCACAGCAGGUACUGCCGAUCAGGCCCAGUCCGCUACUCAGGUAGCAGCUGUGACUUCUCAGGUCCAGCCUUCUCAAACUACAGCUGCGACGGCUCUGGGGAAGGAUCUCAAUCAACAAUCCGUUUCAACUUCUCAAGCCCAAGCUGCUACACCUACUACUGAACAAUGGUAUCAACAGCAGCAGCUGUAUCAACAAUAUUAUCAGCAAUAUCCUGGGUACGACCUGUAUCAACAACAGCACUAUCAACAGUAUUAUCCAUACCAACAAGCCGCAGCUCCACAAUACCAGCAACAGUACGGGCAGGCUCAAGCUCCACAUUCUUCUGGUCAAAAUCAAUCUCAGGCGUACAUGCAACCUCAAUCUCAAUUGCAACCCCAACCCCAACCCCAACCCCAGCCGCCGGCUGCAGUGGCUACUCAACCUCAAAAUCAGCCCCAAAUUAUUCUUCCGCAGCAAGUACAUCCUGCAGUCCCACCUCAUUCACAAACUCAAUUACAGACUUAUCCACUGGCACAUGGCAAUCCCCAGCCUCAGCCUCAGCCUCAGCCGUACUCCCAAAAUCUGCUACAUCCACAUGCUCAUUCUCAACAUGUGCAAAUGCCACAAUAUCUGCAGCCUCCUUCUCAGCUCCAAAGUAAGCAACAGACCCAAUCACAGGUCCAGCCUCAGUAUCAUCCCCCUUCUCAGCCCCAUUUGCUCUCACAAAGUCAGCCACCUGGGCAGCUUCAACAUAAUCCUCAGCAAAAUCAGCCUCUUAAUACUAAUUUGCAGUCUCAGAUACAGCUUGCAUUAACCCAUGCAGUGACAAGUCAUCAAUCAUAUCUUCAACCUAACAUUGACCAACAAGUGCAGGGUGGAACAUCACAACAAUAUUCAGUGCAUGCGCAGUCCCAGGUUCUAUCUAGCCUUCAGUCACAAAAUCCUGUUCAGAUACAGAGUCAGUUCCCUCAACAACUUCCAUUGAUGCGUCCUCCACUUUCUCAUGCUACAACUCCAGGCCAGCAGCAGCCAACUUUGGUACCUUCACCAGGUCAAAUCCAGAACAUUCCUUCUGCAGAACAACAGUCAAUCCAAUCACAUUUUCAUCAACCAGGACAGCCAGUCCACCAACGCCCUGUUAUGCAGCCAGUUCAACCAACUUUUCCUCAGCAACAUUAUCAACAGCAACUACCUGUGUCAUCCCAGUUGCGUCCCCAGGGACAAUCUCAUCUUUUUCCUUCUCAAACUUAUGGUUAUUCACAGCUAUCACAGAACGUUGCCCUAUCACAUGGCAUGCAACAUGCUAAACCUCUAAACCCAGUUGGAAGGCCUUCCAUGAAUAAUCAGGGAGUACAAUCUCAAUUGUAUACACAGCAUGCUGGUGGUCUUGUUAGGCCAAUGUAUCCUGGAGCAAAUCAACAAGGAGCAAAUCAUAAUAAUAUGCUUAUAGCAAAUAACCAGAUGCAACUUUCUUCUGAACAACAUUCUGGUGUGAACUCAAAAUCCACGAUAACUGAAAGGAAAGAUGAUCAAACAUUUGAUAAAGGAUCGACCAAGAUCGAAGCUGAAGUUUCCUUGCAAAAAAGUGUAGAAAUUGGUGGGAAUGAUUUGAAUUCAGUACCUGAUAUAGCAGCUACAGUCGGUGAGAUGACGACUGAAAAGUCUGAAACUGAUAUGGAGUCCAUGGAUGCUAAUCAAGUAGGUACAACUUCUAAGGAAUUUUCACAGUCUACACAGAUGUUGGGAUCAGAAAAUGGAGAGCCUAAGGCUAAGCCAAUAAUGGAAGAAGAUGGUCUAGAAAGCACUAUAGGGCAUUUGAAUAAAGGUAAACCAGGUGAAGUGGUUGCUGAGGACACAAAAGAUGUUCUUAAGGUAGGGCCUGGAAAUAUGAAUCACUCAAUUGUAGAAGACAAAGAGACUGUGGAUGGCUCUCCAAAGAAGGCAAGUAACUUGCAAGGAGUAUCAACUCAAAAUGUUACUUUAAGUCGUCCACAAGUUGCUGGAGUUGAUGAAAACAGGGGUUUUCUGCGAUCUAGUCAGGUGCUAGCUGGUGGUUUUGUAGAACCCUCUCAUCCUUUACCUGACCAGGGAAAGAAUCAGCUGCCGCCAUCACAUUUUGGUCCUUCUGUCCCACAAAGGCCUGGUGGUCCUCCUUUAUUACAAGUACCUCCUGGGCUAGGCCCCCCUCAAACUUAUUUUAGGCCUCAUAAACCUGGACAUAUACCUGAACCCCGACCACCAAGUAGUAUCACGGACCUGGGCUUUGCAACAUCCAUUGGGAGAGGGCCCAGUCUGCAUGGCUCUGCCCAGCAAAGCUCUGAGCUGCAGUCUGUUGCUCCACAAGGGCCAUAUGGUCACGGGCAUUCUCCUCACCUCGCCAAUGCUGGUUCUUACAAAACAUCUCAAGGUGAACCUGUUGGAGUUCUGUCAUUUGGUGUAUUGCCACAUCGUCCUUUUGAUUUACAUGGUGGGGUGAUGGCCAGAACAACACCUCAUGGUCCUGAGUAUCCAAAUCAAAGGUCCAAUUACAUGGAUGGUAGGGGGCCUAAUCCCCAUUUUCCUGGGUCAUUGGAACAGAGAACCCUUGCUCAGCCAUCCAAUGUACAUGCUAAUAUGAUGAGGAUAAAUGGCAAUGUGGGUUUUGAUUCCUCUUCAGCUAUUGGGUCAAGAGAUGAAAGGUUACCUGUUCAAGAUGAACGGUUUAAUUCCUUUGCCCCAGGUUCAAAACAUCGUGUUUCUGAUCGAGUGGAGUUUGAGCAUGAUCUAAAGCACUUCCCUAGGCCUUCUCUAGAUGCUGAAACUAUGCCAAAGUUUGGGAGUCUAUCAUCUAGGCCCUUUAAUAGGACACCCCAUGAUCUGAAGUUUGAUACCAGAUUAAAAGUGGAUCCUGGGGUGGGCCCUGUUCCCUCAAGAUUUAUUUCUCCCUACCAUGAUGGAGGUUCCAAUGGUGCAGGAGAGAGACCAGGUGGCCAUCAUGAAGAUGCUUUUGGGAGAAUAGAGCCCACUCGUGGUCAUCCUGAUUUUUAUGGUCCGUAUGGUUGGCGACAUAUGGACAAUAUGGCUUUACGAAGUCCAGGUAGAGAACAUCCUGGUGUCUCAAUGCAUGGAUUUAGAGGUGCAGGUUCUGAUGACAUUCGUGGCAGGGAAGUACAUCGAUUUGGUGAGCCAUUUGGAAGUUCAUUUCGUGAUAGUAGGUUCUCGAUGUUGCCUAGCCAUCUGCGCAGGGGCGAGUUUGAGGGUCCGGGUAACAUUGGAAUGGAUGAUCCCUUAAGGCAUGAUUUGAUUGGGCGAGGUGGUUUUCCAAAUCCUCUUCGCAGGGGGGAACGCAUGGAUAACUUUUAUGGUGAUUCGUACUUUGGAGAGCCAGAUGGUUCUGGAACCCAUCCACGUCAUGCAAGGAUAAGGGAAAUGGGGGGACCUGGGAGUUUUGACUCAUUUGGUGGGGCUGAUAGGUCAAAUCAUCCACACUUUGGUGAGCCUGGAUUUAGGAGCAGCUUUUCAUUUCAUGGGUUUCCAAAUGAUGGUGACAUUUAUACAGGAGACCUGGCGAUUGAAAAGUCAAGAAAGAGAAAACCACCAAGCAUGGGAUGGUGUCGGAUAUGUAAAGUUGACUGUGAAACAGUUGAAGGUUUGGAUUUGCAUUCGCAAACAAGAGAGCACCAGAAAAUGACUAUGGACAUGGUAUUAACUAUCAAGCAGAAUGCUAAAAAGCAAAAAUUAACUUCUGCUGAUCAGUCCUCACCUGGAGAUGCAAGCAAGUCAAAGGAUACUAAAUCAGAGGCCGUGGAGAAAAAAACUACUUUAUGAUGGUUCUUCAAUUGGAUCUCUAGAAUUCACUCUUCUCUUCCUGCGGGUGGUUUAUGCUAGUUGUCAUUUCAGGUUGCUGUCAUGUUAGUCGAGAUGGUUUUUGGAACAGAAGUUCAAUGGCAGUUAAGUUUACUUUUUUUAAAAAAAAAAACUUAGCCCUAGAUACUAGAUAGUUUUUUUUUCAAUCUAUAUUUUGUGACAUUAGCAUUAUCAUGUUGAAAGUAGUAUUAUGAUAUUGCUUUAUUUGUUCAUUCGGUGCUUGUCACCUUUAGCAUUUUGCUGGGUUUUUUUUUCAGUUACUUUUAGCAUUUUGAUCACAUAAUAUUUGAUACUAAACUCUGUGCUCUUACAGAAUUUAUGUUGCCCAACACGUAGUCCUAUCCUCCCACCCUUCUCAUUUGGUGUUUGAUUCAGUACUUGAGCUUUGUUGUAAAUGUGCCAUUUUGUGUGUAACCACCCUUGCUUUUAAAACUUCUCUCCAGGCUAUCCUGUGUUUUAAUA